AUGGGAGAAUGCCAAAGCAGCCAAAAUAUUUCCGCCAACAUCACCAAAGUGCAAUCAACUGACGUUGAAGGCGAAUCACUGGAAUUCAUAUUCUAUGGAAUUGUCGCACCAAUCAUUAUUAUUUUCGGCAUUUUUGGCAAUGUCAUAAACAUAUGUAUCCUUCGUAUGCCAAUACUGAAAGGUGUCACAUAUGUGUAUUUGAAAUGGCUUGCAAUAUCUGAUAUCAUGUCUUUGCUGUUUUACAUCACCUUUUCACUAAGGCAACUGGGCUUCCAGUUAAAAUCUUAUGCCGCUGCUGUAUAUUACGCUCAUUUUGAAUUAACACUACUGAACGGAUUCAUGGCAAGUAGUAUGUUCUUAAUUGUCUCACUAACAAUCGAUCGUUAUUUCUCUGUUUGUUUGCCAACAAAGUUUCAAAACAUUCACAACAAGAAGCAGGCGCAUUGCGCAAUUGCUACAGCCUACGUUUGUUCUUUGAUUUUGUAUUUACCAUUAUUCUUCAUAAAAUAUGCUGAUAUCGAUAAGAAAACUUUAGACAGUAUGGACAAAACUGAAUAUAUUCCACACACGAACAAGUGUAUAGUAGAACAUGGAGUUUUUCAAACGUACGUUGCUAUCAAAGAAUUGUGCGUUCGUAUUGGACCAAUUCUAACACUUGCUGUUCUUAAUACUCAGAUUAUUAAUGCAUUUAAGAAGGCCAUGAAGAAAAGAAAUGCUUUAAAAAAUUCGGAGAAUAAAAACAUCGAGGAAAAUGCUAAAACUGGAAGUAAAAAAUUUAGAGAAGAAAAGAGACUUGUUAGCAUGCUAAUUGGAAUAGUGAUACUGACAUUUAUUUGCAAGAUACCAGGGUCUAUCCAUGGUUUUAUUGCAAAACAUGCGGACAGAAACAGUUUUGGAAUGCUGUUGUUUGCAUCGAUUGCGGAUAGCUUAGAAGUUUUUAAGCAUAGCUUGAAUUUUUGUAUUUAUUGCUUGUGCAGUUCUCAAUAUAGAAAGGCAUUUAUAUCCUUGAUAUCAUGUUUCAAAGUUCCUCAAGCUUUUAGUUCGACAUAUAGUGAAUCUUCUUCUGCUCGCUGCAAAGCUCGCACAGAUGAAGAAAUUACACACGAAUAAAAAUUGAAACUUACAACAGUAAAACAUUUUUUAAACUUAUGUGCAUCGUUAUGCUAAUGCAAAAUUUAUUUCAACAUUUGUUUCUAACUAUGCAUUUAACGUUAGCGUCCAUUGCUAAAAAACUUUUUAACGCAAUAAAUAUUAAAUUUUUGAAUUAUUUUCAUGUACAGUUUGCAAAAAGAAAAUUGAUUUUUAUCCUGUAUAUCAUAUUUCAGUUCCCUUAUAUUAUGUUUCAAAUUUUCUAUACUUUUAGUUCAACAUAUAUUGAACCUUCUUCUGAACUAUACAAAACUUAACAAGUUCUAGCAAUGGUAUAUCGAAAAAAUAAAUAAAUAAAUAAAUUAAAUCUUUCAAUAGUAAAAAAAAAUUCAUUGAACUAAUAUGCAUAGAUAGAUUUAUGCAAAAUUCCUUUCAAUAUUACAAAUAAACUAUUAUUAAUUGGGCACUGCA
This is a messenger RNA of Parasteatoda tepidariorum (common house spider), 1560 nucleotides long. Its product is annotated as putative G protein-coupled receptor AH9.1. Gene Ontology annotation, biological process: G protein-coupled receptor signaling pathway. NCBI's taxonomy places the organism in Eukaryota, Metazoa, Arthropoda, Arachnida, Araneae, Theridiidae. The record is from RefSeq and is a predicted model, not a curated record. Gene Ontology annotation, molecular function: G protein-coupled receptor activity. Gene Ontology annotation, cellular component: membrane.